GGGAUUGGUCACUUAAUGUAUUUGGAACUGAGGAAAAGAUUGCAACAUGUGGGUGUUAGAACAGUACUUUGCUGGGGAGAUAAGGAGUCUGAAGGAUUUUGGCUUAAGCAGGGGUUUUCAGUUAUUGGUCAAGUUGACACGAAAGGCAGAGCUCGCAGGCUCCCUAUCAAGGCUGAUAUUCGAAAAGCAUUGUGCUUUCCUGGUGGUUCAAAUCUCAUGAUUUCUCAUUUCAAUAAGGAUAACUUACACGGUUCUGCAGUGUAUCUAAAUCUGAAGUUCCCUUUAAAGCCUUCACUAGAGGAUUGCCGAUCUCCAAUGCGCCAAGAACAAAGGGAUACUCUGUCUGAGGGAGAUAAUCUUUCCCAGAGCAGAAAUCAGGCAACUAAAACUGCGGAUUCUAACUACUAUGGAUAUUUUGUCCAAGAUCGACAUCUUAAGAGCUUGUACAAAAUUGUCGCAGCACGUGAAAAUAAGACAUUAGAGCUUGGAUACUGUCACCAAGUUGGUUGAAAGAAAGCUUCCGGAAUGGCAAAUUUAUCGAUGGAUGAAAUGCCUUCUAUUUCGAGGGAUGAAGAUUAUGAACUGAAGUAAAGAAGUGAGCUAAAAGGGGCAGUUCUUAGAGCAAAAGCAUACCCCCAAGCUCUACUCAAGGGUUAUGACAUAUGUCUUGCUGCUCAUAUUCAUCCUCCAGUUGGUACUUUAUCAUCCAUUGUGAAAUCUGCAGGCGGAAAUGUUAUAUGCGGACUCGAUCAAGUGAAAGACGAAUCUAAAACCAUAUUCAUCGCAUGCGAAGAAGACAUGGAUGAAGCGUUGUCAGCAGUGAAGAAGGGACUAUGGACUUUCAGCAGUGACUGGUUUAUGAACUGUGUCAUGAAACAAGAGCUUGACUUAGGAGCUCCUCAAUUUGCGGAGUCCCUCUAAGGCACAUAUAACAUAUAUAUAUAUGAGCAAACUGGUCUGAUAAAUACGAAAAAAAUGUGAAUAUCUCUUACAAAGAACGUUGAAGAAAAAACUCAGGACUAAUGUACAUGUGCUGUUUGUAUCGACAGUUGGGGAGAAACACAACAGGUGUUUUAGUUUCUUAUAAAUUAUGAAAUGGAGUUAUACUCAA
Messenger RNA from Capsicum annuum, 1111 nucleotides. RefSeq lists its product as uncharacterized. NCBI's taxonomy places the organism in Eukaryota, Viridiplantae, Streptophyta, Magnoliopsida, Solanales, Solanaceae. The record is from RefSeq and is a predicted model, not a curated record.